Messenger RNA from Rhopalosiphum maidis (corn leaf aphid), 2436 nucleotides. RefSeq names its product axonemal 84 kDa protein-like. Gene Ontology annotation, cellular component: axoneme. The transcript has 5 exons. Gene Ontology annotation, molecular function: beta-tubulin binding; microtubule binding. The coding region runs from base 1 to 2436 and encodes 811 amino acids. The record is from RefSeq and is a predicted model, not a curated record. Lineage: Eukaryota; Metazoa; Arthropoda; Insecta; Hemiptera; Aphididae.
AUGGCGAAACGUUUGGAUGGCAAAAUUAAAACACCUAAUAGUGGCCCAAAUUUUAAAUCCAAAUCGGAUUUGAAACAAAUGGAACAAAUAAGACGAGAAGAAAAAGCUUUACUGGAAAAGCAGAAGGACAGAGAGUUAAAAAUUUUAGAACACCAGCUCCGCGAAAAACGAUUAAAGCCCAUUUGUGCCAUGUUAACGGAAUUGUCACGAAAAAAAUAUGAACACGAUCGAAAGUACCGUGAAGAAUUAGACUGGAAGCAUUGGAUACGAUGUGACGGCACUCCCAAUCCUCAGGUUGUACAAGAACUGAAUACGUAUCUCUUUGUUGAGAGACAAGUGUGUCAUACUUGUGACGAUAAAAACUCAUAUGUGGAAAAAUGUUUAGAGAUAUUCAAAAUCAUGGACGCAGUAGAUGACAUCGUGGAUUUACCGUUAGAUUUCAAUCAAUUUAAACUGCAAUGUUUCCGAGAAGCCAGAGAUAACUUAGGAAGGUUACUGGUAGAAAUUGUAUACGGAAUUUGUUACUAUCUGUUGAGUGAUUAUGAUCGUAGAAUGGAUCCUAUAGAUUUAGAAACUGUUGCAUAUAAAAACUCGUGUGAAGCAUUCGCUGUUGGCUUAUAUGUGGUGUGCCAUAGACCCAGGUUGCUGACUGACGACCGACCUCCGCCUAAAUGUGACUUCCCCGAAUGUCUUGUCAUGGUCGAUGUCCCGCCACAACUGUCACAACAGUACAUGGCAGUGAUGGCGUUAUGGUUACGUUGGGAUCCAUUUACGGACAGGAUGGCUGAAUUUGACGUCUCAAAGUCGUUUGAGAUGGAUACCCGAGAUCUGUGGCAGUACUUGGAGGAUGCAUGGAAAGAACAGAAUCAGAUAACACAACUACUAAAUGAAGAAAAGGAACGUUCAGAUAAACAAUUGUGGAUGAAAAAAAUGGAAGAAAAACUUAAAGCGUUUGCGGAGGUAGAUCGAAACAGUUAUCCAGAAGAUCUUAUAACAUACUUGGAUGAACUUGAAAAAAUUGACUCCUCUACUCGUGUUCGUUCCACAACCAAUGACAUUGAUAAAGAAGAAAAGGAACCAGAAGAUCUUCGAGAUGAAGUCGACGUUAAGGACGAACCCCCAAAAACAGUAGAAAUUGAAACCACGAAGUCAAUUAAUAAUAAAGCGGAUAUCGGAAAAACUCUAAGCCAGGAAAUAGAGAAAAGGCAGAUGGAACAGAUAGAAGAUAUUUCCAAUUCUUUGAAAUACCCGGAAAAACCCAAUGAACUCAAUCCUAGAAGAUACUGGAUUAUUGGCGGAGCAUUCAACGUGGAAAUGUGGAAACUUCCUAUGCAGCCCGUUGAAUUCGAAGACGGGUCAGUGGGCGUGUUAAUCGUCGGACCCACUGCACUGCAACCCAUCGAUUAUCAUGAGAAAUACGAACCGAUACAAUUAUCAAUGGGAUUUUCGUCCACGUCGUCCGAAGACGAAGAAACUGACGUGAAAAAACAAAAUCAAGAAGCACUUAAGAAACUUGCGCUGAUAAAUAUCAAGUUGCCGGAAAAUGUGCUUUGGUUUGAAAAUCCCAAACCAGCAAUGUGGAACGAAGACAAAAAAAAUUGGACAACUGAGCACAUAUACGAUAUCAGGUUCAACGAGGAGAAGCAGACGGUAUCGUUCCGGGCCGGCCGGAUGGGCUCGUUCGGACUGGCCGUCAACCGGUACACGAACUUCCCGUUUCAGUCGUGGGAGAUACGGCCCGAGGGCGGAAGUGACGGCGCAGGCGUCAUCCUGUCCGUGACCGCGGCCACCGUGCUGAUAGAGUUCGCGGUGCGCGAGGAUCGAGCGGCCAUGGUGCAACUGCAGAACGCCACCACGGUGGCCCUGCAGGAGAUGAUAGGCGUGUACCACCGGCCGGACAAGCUGAUCCGGUUGCUGCGCCGCGGCGGCGUCAACCUGUUCCCGGAACCGGACGCCCGGCACUACGUGGACGGCCGCCGACCGCCCAAGCACGCGGUGGCCGAGCGGCACGCGUACCGUUGCAUGGCCGUGCUCAGCGGCACGCAUCAGUUCGCCGCGUCCCGGUGGAACGUGCACGCGCCCUCCGACCGCAUGGUGAUGCAGAUGAAGGAAACGCAGCCGCCGGCCGUCGGAGCGGCGGACGGUGCCGAGACGACGACGCCGUCGUCGUCGUCCACCGGCGGACAGGCUGGCAUCGGCCCGUACAAGAUGAUCAUGGUGACGCCGGAACGGGCCGUGCUGCUCAAGUGCACCGAGGUCAGCCAGGUGUUCUCCGAGGAACCGCUUGACAAGCCGUCGGACGUCGCCGAGGCCGGUCGGCGGUACGCGCCCGACUUGUUGGCGCUGGCCGGACAUAGCCCCUCCGACGUAGACUUCAAGGCCACCGAAACGCUCUUCUACCUGAUGGACAAGAUCAAAUUUUUGAGCUAUUCUUGA